Messenger RNA from Tachysurus fulvidraco (yellow catfish), 1402 nucleotides. It is a transcript of the gene ppa1a, whose product is annotated as inorganic pyrophosphatase 1a. The transcript is spliced from 9 exons. Gene Ontology annotation, biological process: phosphate-containing compound metabolic process. The record is from RefSeq and is a predicted model, not a curated record. Lineage: Eukaryota; Metazoa; Chordata; Actinopteri; Siluriformes; Bagridae. Gene Ontology annotation, molecular function: magnesium ion binding; inorganic diphosphate phosphatase activity. Bases 224 to 1033 code for a protein of 269 amino acids. Gene Ontology annotation, cellular component: cytoplasm.
GUUCACACUAAGCAAUGACGUGGCCUUUUGUUAAAUCUCAUAUUCUGCUCCAUAACUCAAUUAACCCAAUUUAACUGCUAUACAAAGCUGGGAUAAAGAGGAGGGAUACUGAUCACCAGUGGCUUAAGAACCACCAUAUGUCAAAUACUUCAAGAAGGACCUCAACCAUCAAGCUUUCUGAAAUAUCCUUUAAAGAUUUAAAAGGGAAAAUCCUAAGGUUGGAAUGAAGAAAAACACUGCUAUGUGCUACAAUAUGAACUUCAGUACAGAGGAGAGAGGAAAACCCAACACACAGGACUACAGAGUGUACUUUAAAACCUCAGAUGGAAAAUAUAUAUCUCCAUUCCAUGACAUUCCCCUUUAUGCAAAUGAAGCCAGGAACAUCUUCAAUGCAGUUGUUGAGGUACCCAGAUGGACAAAUGCAAAGAUGGAGAUUGCAACGAAAGAACCAUUGAACCCUCUGAAGCAGGAUGUGAAGAAGGGAAAUCUGCGUUAUGUGUGUAAUGUAUUCCCACAUAAAGGCUAUAUAUGGAACUACGGUGCUUUCCCUCAGACAUGGGAGGAUCCAGGACACACAGACGGAGACACAAAAUGCUGCGGAGACAAUGACCCCAUUGAUAUGUGUGACAUCGGGAACAAGGUCUGUUCACGUGGGGAAAUCAUAAGGGUGAAAGUGUUGGGAAUCCUGGCGCUGAUAGAUGAAGGAGAAACAGAUUGGAAAGUGAUGGUGAUUAAUGUUGAGGAUCCUGAGGCAGCAGACUUUAAUGAUAUUGAGGAUGUAAGGAGGCUUAAGCCGGGAUACCUGGAAUCGACGGUGGACUGGUUCAGAAUGUACAAAGUUCCAGAUGGGAAACCUGAGAACCAGUUUGCAUUCAAUGGCGAAUUCAAGAACAGGGACUUUGCCAUUAAGACCAUAAAAGAUACACAUGAACAUUGGAAGGCACUGAUACUGAGCAAGACUGAAGCAAAGGAACUUAACUGGUAUGGGAGUGAACAAUCACACUGUACUAAUUUACAAUUACAUGUUAUCUAAUAUCAUUGCAUUAUUAAAUUAAUUAGUUUGAAUAAGGCAAAAAUUGGAAAUGAAAUAGCAGAGUAGAAACACCAGAUACUGCAGAGUUAGUGAUUUGAGUAUAUAUCUGAAAUUUUAUUCUAUACUGCAUAGUCUGAAAUAUCGCUAUAUAACUGUAUACUGGAUUGUUAAAUGUAUUGUAUGUAUUGUAUAAAUGUAUUGAAGCGCCACGGCUUAGUGGUUAGCAUGUUUGCCUUCGUGCUUUCCUGGUGCUUCAGGAGUUUCCUGAGUCCAAAAUCUUUGAUUGGUAGGUUGAUUGGUACCUCUAAAUUGUCAGUAAAGUGUUAAUUGGUGUGUGUGUGUGUGUGUGUGUGUGUGUGUGUGUGUGUG